AGCUCGAGAUCUGCUGACCCUCUUUUGCUCUGUCUCCUCAGAGUCUGUCAUAGGGAGCUGCAUGGAUAGAAGUUCUCCAGGAGAAGUAAUGGAGCUACCUGAUCACAAUGGACUUGGGUACCCAACACGCCCCUCUGUCAGUGAGCACCACAGGCCCCGGACCCUCCAGAGACACCACACGAUCCAGAACAGUGAUGAUGCUUAUGUGCAGCUGGAUAACUUACCGGGAAUGAGUCUCGUGGCUGGGAAAGCACUCAGUUCUGCCCGGAUGUCGGACGCGGUUCUCAGUCAGUCCUCGCUCAUGGGGAGCCAGCAGUUUCAAGAUGGGGAAAAUGAGGAAUGCAGGGAGAGUCUAGUCGGUCACGAGCACCCAGACCUGACUGAUGGCAGCCAGCAUUUAAACUCCUCUUGCUACCCAUCCACGUGCAUUACAGACAUCCUGCUCACCUACAAGCACCCCGAGGUCCCCUUCAGCAUGGAACAGGCAGGCGUGUAACAGCAAACGGAGAGUUUGUGUACAGCGCGGGGAUGAGAAGGUUGACUUUAAACCAACAGUAUCUAGCAGCAUUGCGCCAAAUUGCCAUUGUGUUUCUGUCCACCCAGAAUGUCGUGGCCCCUUACCUCACACUGGUUCAUCAGUGUGCGGUUCUUUUGGGUUCUGAGGGGGUUUUGCCAUGUAUACUUGUAUGACCAAGUCACCAAGGAAAUAAACAGGAUAUCCAUGUUUGCCA
Molecule: messenger RNA, 731 nt
Organism: Leptonychotes weddellii (Weddell seal)
Lineage: Eukaryota; Metazoa; Chordata; Mammalia; Carnivora; Phocidae
Source: RefSeq, a predicted model, not a curated record